Messenger RNA from Dicentrarchus labrax (European seabass), 3849 nucleotides. RefSeq lists its product as uncharacterized. The coding region runs from base 160 to 3054 and encodes 964 amino acids. The transcript is spliced from 3 exons. Lineage: Eukaryota; Metazoa; Chordata; Actinopteri; Moronidae. The record is from RefSeq and is a predicted model, not a curated record. Gene Ontology annotation, molecular function: GTP binding.
GUCUUGGGGACCUGCCCAUUCAUUGCUGUCAUGUAUAAAUCUAGGAAAAGGAUAGUCUUGGGUAGUUGCCUUUGGACUUGGUAUACAGCUUUGAGAAAGAUUUAACCAGGAAGAAUUACACCAGCUUCAGCUACUUAACUGGAAUUUCCCUAACAUAAGAUGGCGUCAUCAGCAUUCGUAUCUGAACUCAGGAUUGUGAUGUUUGGAAAAAGUCAGAAAGAACAGAUAACAUUAAGGAACUUCAUCACUGGAAGAGAAGAAUGUUCUCAUCAAAGUAUGUCCAAGCAAUUUGCGCAUAUCCACAGUGAUUGGAGAAAAAAACCCUUCACAGUAGUGAAAACAGCAGAUGUCUUCAGUCUGCCUGUGAAUCAAGUGAAAUACGAGAUAAAGAGGUGUGUGGCCCAAUGUCCGCCUGGACCAAAUGUUCUGCUGCUCUUAGUAAAGCCCUCUGAUUUCAAUGAACAGGACAGACAAAAAUUUCAGUUCAUCAUGAGCCUCUUUGGAAAAGAUGCUUUUAAAUGCUUGAUGAUUAUCAUAACACAAAAUGACAGAGGGGGGAAUUCCUUAGUGAACCAACUCAUCCAAGACUGCAAACAAAGGCAGCACAGAAUCAAUUUGGAAGAACAAUAUUUUCCUGACUAUGAUUUUCAAGAAUUGAUGAAAAAAAUGGAAAACAUAGUGAGUGAAAACAGGGGACAGCAUUUAACCUUUACUGAAGAGACUGAGCCCAUUGUAGCAUCUGAAAGUCCAAAACCCCGUCUAAACUUGGUAUUGUGCGGGAGACAUGAAGCCUUGAAGAAUUCAGCAGCUAAUUCCAUUCUGGGAGUAAGAAAGUUUGGUCCACCUGCUGACCCAACAGAGUGUGUUAAAAAUGAGGCAGAAGUGUGUGGAUGGUGGGUUUCCCUGGUGAAGCUGCCUGCCUUGUAUGGAAAACCUGGGGAGACAGCAAUGAGGGAAUCAUCCAAAUGCAUCUCUCUCUGUGAUCCUGAGGGUGUCAAUGCCUUUGUCCAGGUCCUACCUUUAGAUCCUCCAAGUGAGGAAGACAAGAAAGAGAUAGAGACCAUGCGUAACACACUCAGCUCUAGAGUCAAUAAUUUCAUCAUGAUUCUGUUUACUGCAGAGGAAAAUCCUAACUAUUCUGUGGCAGUGAGGUUUCUACAGGAAAACAGAGACAGCCAGCAGCUCUUGCAGAGCUGUGGUGGACGACAUGUUGUCUUUAACAUCAAGGACAAGCAGCAAGUCUCUGAGGUGUUACAUACUGUGGAAAAGAUGAGAGUUGCGGGAUGCAGAGGCUUCACAAGAGAGAUGUUUCCUAAGCCUCGAAUCCCGACACGUUCUCUUACAAGACAUGUCUCUUUAAUAGAGAGGGAAGGGUAUCAGAAUAAACACUUUCACAGGAUGAUGCAAAACAGACAGUCUGUCAGGAUGGAGCCAAGUAGACAGCCUGUCAGGUUGGUGCAGAGCAGACAGUGUCUCAGGGUGGUGCAGAGCAGACAGUGUCUCAGGGUGGUGCAGAGCAGGCAAAGUCUCAGGAUGGUGCUCAUUGGGAAGACUGGUUGUGGAAAGAGUGCCACUGGAAACACUAUUUUGGGCAGAGAAUGUUUCAGUUCUAAAGCUUGUCAAAAAUCAGUGACCAAACUUUGCCAAAAAGAAGCGGGAGAGAUUGAUGGGCAGUCUGUGGUUGUGGUGGACACCCCCGGCUUGUUCGACACAGCUCUGUCCAGCAAGGAAGUUCAACAGGAGCUUAUGAAAUGCAUCAGCUUGUUGGCUCCUGGGCCUCAUGCGUUCUUACUAGUGCUGCAGAUCGGCCGCUUUACACAGGAGGAAAAAGACACCGUGGAGCUUAUCAAGACAUUUUUUGGCAAGAAGUCAGAAGACUUCAUCAUUGUAAUAUUCACCAGAGGAGAUGACCUUAAAAAACUGAGUAUUGAGAGUUACAUAGAGGAAGACACAGAGGGCUUUGUCAAAAAACUGACAACUGAAUGUGGAGGAAGAUACCAGGUCUUCAAUAACAAUAAUCAGAAGAAUCGUUCUCAAGUGAGCCAGCUGCUGACCCAGGUUGAGUCAAUGGUGAGGAAAAAUGGCAGUGGCUACUACACCUCAGAGAUAUUCAGCGAGGCAGAAGCAGCCAUACAGAAGGAAACAGAAAAUAUCAUGAAGGAGAAAGAAGCAAAGAUACAGAGGGAGCAGAAGGAGCUUGAAAGAAAACAUCAAGUAUAUGUGCAGAAAGAAAAAUUGACAGACCUAAUAUCCAAAUUUGACCAAGAUGAGACAGCCAAACUAAUUAAAGAAAAGGAACACAUAGAGAAGGAGGAAGAAAAGAUGAAGAGAGAAAAAGAAAAGAGAGAAGAAGAGAAAAAAAACAAGAAAAGGCAGGAGGAAAUGAAACGACACGAGUGGGAACAAAAACUUGAAAAUGUGGACAAAAAAUUAAAAUAUGGAAUAGAAAAAAGGGCAACUGCUGACAGGAUGUUAUUAAAACAAAGUAGAGAAGACAUUAAAAAAGAACGAGAGGCUUGGGAGCAGGAAAGAAAGGAAUGGUGGGAGAAACGAUAUCGAGAAGAUCAACAGAGACGAGAGGAGGAGCAAACCAGACUUAAAAAGCUCCAGGAAGAAUAUCAGCAGGAAUUAGAAAGAUACGAAAACAAAAGAAAAGAAGAUAGACUCAGAAGAGAACUGGAGGAAAUAAGGAGAAAAAAUGAAGAAGCGGCCAGAAGACAAGCGGAAGAAUGCAACGAAUUUGACAUAUAUACCAAUGACGUUUCAGACGAGAUGGAAAGGUAUAUUAAGGAAACGGAGGAUCUGAAGCAGAGGCAACAAAAACAAAAUGACGGGAUAAUAGAACAACUGAGCAGAAAUAAAGCAUACCAAAGGGACUUUGAGAAAUUGAAGAAAAAACAAGAACAAGAAAUUAAGCUUAAAUUGGCACAAUUUGACAACAAAGAAGAUGCAAACAAAGAAAUCAGUGAGCUAAUGAAAACACAUGAGGAGGAAAAAAAUCACUGGAUACAGGAACAUGUGAAAAAAGCCACAAAGGCCUGUUGCAUUUUAUGAGACGUUUCAUUUUUUGGCAUAGUUUCAGCUGCAAAACUAUGAACUUGUGAUUGUAAUAUGAUUUAGUUUGUUUUUAAUGACUUGGUAUGUACUGUAUAGUUGACCUAUAUGUGUUCAAAUACCACUACUAUAUUUAACCAGUGCCUGAUGUAUAACAAUAUGAUAAAUAAUGUUUGUGAACAGUUAGAAAUUCUCCAAAUGGCCACUGUACUUCAGCACGAAACUUCCAUAACUUAAAUUGUUUAUAAUAGCUGAUUUAGUUCAACUUUGUGCAUUUUCAUUAGCUGCAAAGUUCAAUGUCUGUGUGUAACAGACAGCAUGUUAGUACUCAAAACCUCCCUAUAUUGUCUCUCUUUUGAAGUCAAACAAACUCUGUAGACUGACAUUUAACUAUUUUACUACAUUCAAGUUAUAUUUUUAUUUUAACACACAUAUAAGCAAUAUUACAGCAUGUAUCUAAGUGUAAAAUAGUGAAACCUGAUGACAGAAGCAAAUAAAUUAAUGUACAAAGGAUAUAAUCAAUCAAUCAUAUUUUUGAUUUAAAAGUAAAUGAUUAUUAUCUCAUCUAAUUAACAUUAAUAACAUGUAUAUAAAUGUAUAUUUUUUUAAUUCUUUGGUUCAGUUUGGUUAACAUUGUAUUCAUCAUAUUUUAUGUAAAGUAAAAUGACUUAAUUUAGAAAGUUUCUCCUCUGCACAAUCUGCAUAUAUAUUCUCUAUAUUCUCUUGUUUUUUGUUAAUUUACUUUUUAUGCUAUUUUAAAAAUGUAUAUAGAUGAAUAAAGUAUAUGAAUCAUUA